AUGAUUAAACGUGACCUACGUACUGGGAAAUAUAUGGCGUAUUGCUUAUUAUAUCGUGAUGUUACUCCUAAAGAUGUUAAUAUGGUCAUCGCAAUUGCAGUUAAUUGUCAACCUCCAGCAUCCAGACAUAAUGGUGACUUAGCUCAAGAUCAAAGAGCUGUACGUAUGCUAAGUAAUACAACUGCAAUUUCAGAAGCAUGGAUGAAACUGGAUGGUAAACUUGAUUUAAUGUAUUCGGAACACGAAUUUGCUCAUUGGUAUGUAAAUGAAGGUAUGAAAGAAAGUGAAUUCAGUGAAGCAUAAGAAGAUAUAGUUACUUUGAAAAGAUUAUGAAGAGAUUAGUCAAUAAACACUUAACAGAGGUGAAAACGGAUUUCGACUGUUACUUUUACAGGAGCUUCACCCAGUCAGUCACAACGUACAACUUCGCACGUACGUACAUCAGUUCGAGUU
Messenger RNA from Schistosoma bovis, 453 nucleotides. NCBI's taxonomy places the organism in Eukaryota, Metazoa, Platyhelminthes, Trematoda, Strigeidida, Schistosomatidae. The record is from the annotation of a GenBank genome assembly.